GACCUACUUUUUGUAGACACAUAAAGCACACAACACAGUCUGUCUGUACACAGGUCAGUAGUGCACUAUAUAGAUCUACAUCUAGUAUUAGGAAUAGAUUGUGGCAAUCUUGUGUAAUAAAUAAAUGAUUUAGUUUACUUAAGAUAAUUAAAGGUCACUAUCUGGAACUUCGCCAAACAACUAGGUCACUUGGAGAACGAUACACUGCUUAACAAGAGGAGAUAAUCUCUCAUUAUCGAAGGGUGAUAAUACGUGACGACCAGGAAAACACUCAUCGAGUAAAACAAUACCUCGGCCUGAUGACCUUUUGGCUCCAUCAGCUGUAAACCUGGAUGUUCCUAGAUUAGAAUACAUCAAGAAGAGAUGAGUUCUGUUUAGUAUCACCUACAAAAUAACAAUAACACCUGUCUCUACCCGUAACAUCUGGGACAUUUGCCUGCUGAUAUGUCUGUCUGUAUUCUUAAUUACGGCCAUUUGUUCAUUUACAUUUUGUUUAACUCAAGAAGACAGUCAUUUUCCCAUUAGAGAUGUGAGCGCCUAACCCAGCUCGCGGCCAUAUUGGAUGAGACCUUAGAACAGAAUAGCCUAAGCACCAUGCCUAAAUUACAGUCCGGUUGCCUGGGUUACAGAAGACGCCGUGACUCCGAUUUUGAGGAGGUGGGGCCUGAUGAUGACGAGUCCUUUUUGGUUAGCAGGGAUGAGCAAGAUGGUGUGGAUAACUGUUUCAGGCCUUUCACCUCUCAAAGGAAUCGUGGGACUGAAAAGGAUACAGCCAAUGAACGAACGGAUUUAACCGGAAGUCGACAGAGGCGUAAGCAGAAGCGUAAAAAGGCGAGAAAAGAGAUGCGUAAGAGAGUAGGCCACGCGAUCCAUUCCUCCUGGAAGUGGUUCAAGAGAGGUGUUGUGGCAUUGUCUCCGGCCAUGACCUCCAUGUUGAUGUUCGCGCCAUCUCCCGCCAACCUGAUCCAAGCGACAGUGGCAGCCAAGCGUGAAGGCAACAACAAGCCCACGUUUCUCUAGCAGACGUGAUCUUGUCUAUAACAGUGACCUUCAAAUAUGUUUCUGUAAAAAAAAAAAAGACAUUUUUUUGUUUACAUUGCAAUAUUUUAUAUCGAUGUAGUUGUAUAAAUGGGACCAAUGAAAUUCAUGUAUAUAUAUACACAUUAGUGUGAGUCUCGUUGUACCAUAACUGAUAAUGUAAACUUUUUUUUUAACGAAUUAAAACAUAUAAACAGAGAAAAAGAAACUUUUGUUAUGUUACAUAAAGAUAUAGGCCUUGUCAGUUUGUCAUCGAUUUUAUUAACGCGAAGAACGUUUUCCUUUCUGGUAACUUCUUUGGUUGUUUUGUUGUCUCUGUAAGCAUGGCAGACAAAUUAAAAUAAGGCCGAGAAUUGAAAUAUUGAAAUAAUAAUAAUGUUCAUAUUACUCCAAUGCAUUAUACUUUUAGUUUAAGUCUAUCAACGUAUGGGAUGGGUUGCCUGAGCCAGACAGGAAAACCAGUGACUUGGCAGAAUUUAGGUCAUUGGUUAACAUGCAUGACUAGAUGCAUGACGCGUAGGAGGUAAUCAUCUUCUUUUUUGAAGUGACGUCUGUAUUCUAUAAGAUAAGAUAAGAUCAAUGUGGAAAUGGGGGCAGCCAGAAAUAGCCUACAUUUAGAGACAGCGAGGAACAGAUUGAUUCUGCUUUAGAAACGGUAUGCACCUAGCCAUCUAUUCAUUGUUAGGCUAAGCCUAGGUCAGCGAAAAAAAGAAUGGUGCAAAAAUGCGGAAAUGCUUGAUGGCGGCCUAAUUGUGUGGUAUACACUCAUUGGCGUAGCUAGGGUGGGGAUCCAAAUUCGAAAACCCCCCCCUCCAUCGGAGGGUCCCCCAAAUGAUUGUCGGAAAUUUGUUUUCACAUUAAAUUACGCCAAAUAUUUCAUCUCAUGAUGUCGAAUGUCAAAAUGCAGGGGCUCCUAAAGAGGUCAAGCCCCCCCCCCAACCCCAAACCCCUAGCUACGCCACUGCAUACACUGAACCCUGCCAGCAGUCAUCCCUUGUGGUCCUGAAAGAGGUUUGGGCUAAGAUGGUGUCUUCAUUUCUAAAAUAAAUUUAAAAAAGGGUCUGAAACCUUACAAGUCAAAUUGGUCAAUUUACUAACCAAAAAAAAGCAAAAAAAAAAAAAAAAAAAACGUUGGGAGCACUGGAAAAUGAGUCAGGGAAGGGCGUCUUCUUCAGAAGUGUCCAAACAAUAGCGCACUAAGAGAAUGGAAAUUAUUUUAGACCAAGACCUAACAUAUCUUGAGACAAAAACACAAGCCAUACGUAUUACAAAGUAGAACGCUUUGGCGACACACGUUUCGGCGUCAAAUAUUGUAGAUAUAAAGUAAUAUCUAUACUAUGUUAGAUAGCUAGUUUAGUUAGUUGGGUGGCGCACUUUAAUGUACUGACAGUGAACGGAUAUUUUAGAAUGACGACAUAGACUUUGGGGUUAGAGGUUAAGAUUGACUAAUAGAAAUCAGUUACUGCGAGACUCUGAGGAGAUAACAUCGUUUUAUAGUGACAGACUAGACUGUGGCCCAUUCUGUAAUAAACGUUUGUUUGAAGUUCA
Molecule: messenger RNA, 2586 nt
Organism: Biomphalaria glabrata
Lineage: Eukaryota; Metazoa; Mollusca; Gastropoda; Planorbidae
Exons: 3
Coding region: 595-1020 (141 amino acids)
Source: RefSeq, a predicted model, not a curated record